UAAAAAAGGCUAUCAUGAAAGGUCAAAUUAAUCCACAAAUAAUAAGAAGGCAACCAAAAAAAAAAAGAGCCAAUCCUAUUGGUUACCCACAGAGCAACCACCUCCAAACGACGCCGAAUUUCUCUUGUCCUCCUUGCUUCUAUCAGAUAUUUCCUUGGAGUUGUCACUUCCUCUUCCCCAAAGAGUCUUCCACUCCUUCCCUCACUGCUGUAGAAUCACUCUAGUAAUCGCCGAUCAACUAAAAACGAUUUCUUUUUUUGUUAAUCGAUUCGUUCAACUCAGUGGCUCAUCUAAAAGAACCGCGUUCGGUGUUGAGGUUUAGCUCGGUGAUGUGGUCGUGAGAUUUUCUUUUCUUUAGGGUUAGAUUCCGAAACUGAAAAUGGAGAAAAUGGAUCGGGCAGAUAUAACGGUCGGGCCGGCUAUGGAUAUGCCGAUCAUGCACGACAGUGACCGUUACGAUUUUGUUAGAGAUAUCGGGUCGGGAAAUUUCGGAGUCGCCAGACUUAUGAGAGAUAAGGUCACCAAGGAGCUCGUUGCUGUCAAGUACAUAGAGAGAGGCGAUAAGAUAGAUGAAAAUGUUCAAAGAGAAAUUAUCAAUCAUAGGUCAUUGAGGCAUCCCAAUAUUGUCAGAUUUAAAGAGGUUAUUUUAACACCUACUCAUCUUUCCAUUGUAAUGGAAUAUGCGUCGGGAGGAGAGCUUUUCGAGCGAAUUUGUACUAAUGGUCGAUUCAAGGAGGAUGAGGCUCGCUUUUUCUUCCAACAACUUAUAUCUGGUGUUAGUUAUUGCCACGCAAUGCAAGUAUGCCACCGUGAUUUAAAGUUGGAAAACACUUUGUUGGAUGGAAGUCCAGCUCCUCGGCUUAAGAUAUGUGAUUUUGGGUACUCCAAGUCUUCAGUUCUUCAUUCACAACCAAAAUCUACCGUUGGAACUCCUGCAUACAUUGCUCCUGAGGUACUACUAAGGCAAGAAUAUGAUGGCAAGAUUGCCGAUGUAUGGUCAUGUGGGGUCACCUUAUAUGUAAUGCUGGUUGGGGCAUAUCCUUUUGAGGAUCCUGAUGAGCCAAAAGACUUUCGGAAGACAAUACAAAGAAUUCUUAAUGUCCAGUAUUCCAUUCCUGAUUUUGUCCAAAUAUCUCCCGAGUGUCGACAUCUGAUUUCAAGGAUUUUUGUUGCAGAUCCUACAGCUAGAAUUACAAUUCCUGAAAUUAGAAAUCAUGAGUGGUUCUUGAAGAAUCUUCCUAAUGACCUGAUGGAUGAAAACGCAAUGGGUAACCACUUUGAGGAGCCUGAUCAACCUAUGCAGAGCACAGAUACGAUCAUGCAGAUAAUUGCUGAGGCCACCAUUCCAGCUGCUGGAGCCCAUGGCUUAAACCAUUGCAUGGUAGACAACCUUGAUGAUGAAGAUAUGGAUGACCUCGAUUCUGAAUCUGAGCUUGAUGUUGAUAGCAGCGGGGAGAUAGUCUAUGCAAUGUAACAUGAAGAAGACAGCUUCUCCACAAUGGUGCAGUUGUUUCGGACAUGUAAAAGUGUGAAGACAGCCACUGAGAAUUUAUGGCAGCGUGCCUGUUGAAUUAUCGGAGAGAAAGACCGUAGUGAGUUGCGCAAUGCUGGUCUCAAAUUGUCAUGUUUCAUUGAUUGCAUUAUGUUCAUAGCAUGGAGCUUUAUACAGAUCUUUGUGAGAAAUUGAUAUUUAAUAUUACUUUACAAAGGGGGGCGAUAACUGGAAAAAGAUUCUAUAUAAUGAUCAUCUCCCCAACUUCCACGUUGAACUCCUGUUCAUUUUUAUUUUGGCAUUGGUCCUGAACUUUUUGCUUGCUUCUGUUUUUUGCAGUUAAAUAUAUAUGUCUACUUUGUGUAA
Durio zibethinus is the source of this 1858-nucleotide messenger RNA. Its product is annotated as serine/threonine-protein kinase SRK2I-like. Gene Ontology annotation, biological process: protein phosphorylation. Gene Ontology annotation, cellular component: nucleus. Gene Ontology annotation, molecular function: ATP binding; protein serine/threonine kinase activity. The record is from RefSeq and is a predicted model, not a curated record. Lineage: Eukaryota; Viridiplantae; Streptophyta; Magnoliopsida; Malvales; Malvaceae.